AUGCCUUCCACCAACGACCACCAAGACCACCCCCCAACGGCCUUCAAGAUCCUCACCGCCGCGCAAUGGGCCGCGUGGCAGCGCGCCGGCGCCUUCUCCGGCGCCGGCAUCGACCUCGCCGACGGCUACAUCCACCUCUCCACCGCCGCCACCGCGGGCGAGACGUACGCGCGGUACUUUGCCGAUCAGCACGACCCGGACUCCUUGGUCGUCGUCGAGGUCGAUUUGCGGCGCCUCGGGCAGCAGGGAACGGGAGCGGGGACGGGGGCCGAGGUGAAGUGGGAGGUGAGCAGGGGCGGGGCGCUGUUUCCGCACGUGUAUGGGGAGAUUCCGGUGGGGGCGGUGGGGAGGCGGUGGGAGGGGGGGGAGGUGGGGAGGGGGUUGUUUGAGGGGUUGGAGGCGGAGGCCGGGAGGGGGUAG
Diplodia corticola is the source of this 420-nucleotide messenger RNA. RefSeq names its product dihydroorotate dehydrogenase. NCBI's taxonomy places the organism in Eukaryota, Fungi, Ascomycota, Dothideomycetes, Botryosphaeriales, Botryosphaeriaceae. The record is from RefSeq and is a predicted model, not a curated record. Bases 1 to 420 code for a protein of 139 amino acids. The transcript has a single exon.